AUGUUUUGCAUAAUAUUCCAGUUAUUGCUUGGUGAUUUACCAGCAGAUUUUCUACGCCUCGCCGUACCGAUCACUGCAACCGGACAACCGCAACAGCAAGUGGCUCCGGUUGUUCGUGCUCCAACCACUGUUUUGAUCACAGAUCCGGCUCUUGCCGCGCAACACAACCUUAUUCAAGCUCAGUGGAUUGAUACAGAUGAGAAUAAAAAAACAGAGGAAACAACGAAACAGAAGGAGGCAUUUCAGCACGCGUUCUACAGUUUUGUGCCACCAAAUACUCGUGGCCGUAUCUCGAUUACUGUGGUCGAAGCGAAGUUGGCCAAAAACUAUGGCCUGGUUCGAAUGGAUCCGUACUGUCGCAUUCGUGUUGGGAAUGCCGUCUUCGAAACACCGACUGACAUCCACGGCGGUAAAGCGCCGAAAUGGAAUCGAAUCGUUAAUGCUUACUUACCACAUGGCGUUGAGUCAAUCUAUCUGCAAAUUUUUGACGAGCGUGCGUUCACCGUAGACGAGUGUAUUGCUUGGGCGCAUGUUGUGUUGCCAAGUGCAGUGUUUAAUGGGGAGAUAAUUGAUGAUUGGUAUCAGUUAUCGGGACAACAGGGCGAUGGAAAGGAAGGUGCAAUCGAUUUAAUCGUUGCAUUUACGCCAGUCGAGCAAUCACCACAAGUCGCAAUUGAAAGCACAACACAGCCUCAACAACAGAAUGUCGCACCGCCACGAGUUUUAUUCACCGAAGAAGAAGUUAAAGAAUUGCACGCAAUGUUCCCAUCGGUAGAUGUUGACGUUAUACGGUGUGUUCUCGAAGAAAAACGCGGCAAUAAGGAUGCAACCGUUUCAGCCAUUCUCGAAAUGACUUCAGAAUAA
Molecule: messenger RNA, 864 nt
Organism: Anisakis simplex (herring worm)
Lineage: Eukaryota; Metazoa; Nematoda; Chromadorea; Rhabditida; Anisakidae
Source: the annotation of a GenBank genome assembly